AUGGCGCGAUUAUUUCUGACAUUUGUGACAUUAUUUAUUUUUAAUAUAACAAACGUUAAAUCGAAUUUAAAUAAAAGUUUGUUGAAUGUUUUAGAAUGUAAAUUAGAAAAUAAAUUAUCAGAGUACGCAACGGGUGUCGGGAAAUGGCUGGAGAAUAUAAACGAUGGACAUUUCAAUAAUAGUGAAUUAGGAAGGUUGAUUGGUUAUAAAGAUAUGAAGAAGAAAUUUUACGAAGUUCAAAAUGAGGGUCGUGGUGUCAAGAAACUAUCAAUGGCGUUACUUCCGGUGGUAUUUCAAGUUGGCGCCACAUCCACCUGGCUGACACUGACAGGUCUCAUGGCGGUAAAAUCAGUUGUCAUCGGUAUCGUGUUACUUGUGUUCAAAAUCGCUGUCAGUUCAGCAAAGGUGGCGUCCUUCUUCACCGCGUGGAAGUCUAAGCAUCAUCAUCACGAACAUCCUUGGACACAAAAUUAUGAACACCAUGGUCACCUGCGAACUAUCAGAGAUAUUGAUACAUUCGGCGCCUACUCAUCGAUCCAUCCUAACGUGUACGAUGUUAAAGAAUAUAAGACGAUACCAAGUUACAGUGAGAGCGAUCUGGAAUAG
Molecule: messenger RNA, 606 nt
Organism: Danaus chrysippus (African queen)
Lineage: Eukaryota; Metazoa; Arthropoda; Insecta; Lepidoptera; Nymphalidae
Source: the annotation of a GenBank genome assembly